Molecule: messenger RNA, 2570 nt
Organism: Babesia bovis T2Bo
Lineage: Eukaryota; Apicomplexa; Aconoidasida; Piroplasmida; Babesiidae
Product: Hook-Associated Protein 2 (HAP2)
Exons: 9
Coding region: 247-2520 (757 amino acids)
Source: RefSeq, a predicted model, not a curated record
UUCCUGUUUGAAUAUCGAUCAAUCCUGGGACGAUACCCCUGGGCGUCUCUUAAUAACAUGAUUCAAACAAUGAUUAUGACUAAGUGAAUCUAUAGUUAACACUUAACAAUCAUAGUAUCAAAAACGACUUUGUCCGAUGAAACCGAAAUAAGCUCAUUUAUUGACGCAUAACCCCUGCAAUUUCAUUGAAAUACUAAAUUUGCCCCGCAAAGGCCCGCAAUUCUGAACACUGUCGCGUCAGGAGACAUGGAUGGACCCGAGAAGCGUUUUAGACAGCGCAAGGGCUUUUUUGUUUGCCUCUUGACUGUAACGUUGUUGGCGGGGCUCUCCUCUGACACCAAUGCAGUUAUUAUUAGUUCCCUUAGACAAUGUAUUAAUAAAGGCACUGGAAAAGUGACCGAAUCCGACUGCCAAUGGCGCUCUCACACCAACGUUGAUGUACGAGGUGGUGAACUCUCCACAAGUUACGUUCUACGCAAGAAGGACAACCCCAACAGCGGUUUAUACAUCCAUAUACAAACUGCUAUAACAACAUUGACGUACAAUCUGGUAUACCAAUUCGAUGCACCAUAUAUGUAUAGAGAGCACAAUGGCGCAUUAGAAUACAGCCAAGUUGCUGGAAUGUGUGACAGUUGUGACAAGAUUGAGAUAAAGAAGUGUACAUUACCAGAGGAAGUACCACCAAAGCUGAAGGAUAAAUUUGUUAACAAAACAUGCUGUAUUUGCGGAAAGAAUGUACCAAGCACCGCUGUACGUCAAAACCUCAAGUGCUCGGGUUGGAGUUUUGGAUUCUUGUAUAGUAACUGUGUGAGUCUGAGCUGUUUGGAGAUAGUAGGACCAUGGUACUCCAUAUACAAGCCACAGUAUCCACCCGACAUCAAUCGGCGUAUAUUUGUAGAUGUAUAUUCCUUCGAUGGUGAUGCUGGGAUCAUACCCGACGUGAGUAAGAAAGGAUACCAAAAUAGCAAAUUACCCGAUGAAACCAGGUAUCUUAAGGAGCCGGUUUACAAAGAUGGCCAUCUCAAGUUCACCAUGAGUACCAAUGCAGGCGCCGUUAAGAAUGAAGACCUAGAUGUCAAGUUCACUAUAAUAUCGCAGCAGUGGGUGGAUGGGAAUGCACCGAUAAGAAUGGACAAGUAUGUAGCGGUGCCAACAUGGCCCGAUUCUCAUCCUGAUGUCCAGGGAAGUAGUUUAAGAUUUGAAUGCCAACAGGCUGAUAGACCAUAUGAAUGUCGCAAAGGGCAGGAUAAUGAGUGCCGUAUGGAACGCUGUGCGUUGAACGUUAGGGUUAUAGAGCCUAGUGCUGUUGAUGUAACCGGGGCCACCUGUGAUAAAAUAGGUGUCUCCAUGGGCACUUGGGGUGAUGAAAAGCGUCUAUGUAAUCAACAUGAAGGUACAUGUAUUCAAAAUCAGCUUGCAUGGUAUUUUAAAGAGUUUUCUAGCACUAUGAGACUUCCCAAGUUAUAUGGGUCCCAACCAAUGAUAGCUCACAAGCGCAUUUCAGGUAGUGUGCCUGACGAGAAGAAAACUGUUCCUUUACCAGCCGAUAAAGAAGCAAUGAAGGAUGCCACAUUUUCCAGCAAACCUGCAGCUGCCGUUGCGGCGAAAACACCAAAAGGGGGCGCCAAAAAGAAAAAACAAAAGCUAGAUUCAUCAGAAUGGGAACAUAAAGAUUUACUACACUCAAUCGCUUAUAAUGUUAGGCAUGCUGACACUUCAAGGAUUGAGAUUGAUAGCUUUGAUGCUACUAUGACGCUCAUUAUUGCUGAGGCUGUGGGAUUUAUAGUCAGUGUGAAGCCACCGGAAUCAUGCACUGCAUCCAGCGAGGACAUUUGCACAAUUAAAGUUGUGACGAAGAACGCCGGGAAGAUAAGGGCAUCGUUUAGUCAUAGGGUGCAGUGCUACGACGGUGAAGCCGAGUCAACGGCGAUCGUCGCUACGGCAGAUGAACGUUUUAUUGAGAUUGAUGCCAACGGUUCUGAUGAAACAGAUAUACCCAUCAAAUUAAUGGCGGCUGGCAAAUCUGAUCUAAUGAAGUGCAGGAUAGCAUUGUAUUCGUCCACAGCAUCGUUCCUAGAAUCGGUUGAUAUUUCCAUGGGUGUAAAGAACCCUGAGAUAUCUAUGGGUAAAGACACCAGGUCACUGGAUUCCGAGACGAUGACUCAUACCAGUAAGGACGAUAUACUCAUCGACGGCAUACAAGCUAGUUCUCAAUGCAACUGCACUGGGUUCGCAGUUGUAUGCUUCUUCAGCAAUUUCAAGAGUUGUAUGAGUUGGGCCUUUAAUAAAUACUACGCGUGGUUCAUAUUAGGUAUAUCGGUGCUCAGCUUCCUGGUACUACUACCUGCACUAAUUCCGCUGGGAUCUAUGGUAAUAGGCAAAAUCAAGUCGAACGUUAGUAGGUCGAGAGCCGCUGCGGCUGAACGUAAACGUGAGCAAGAAUCUCGCGAACGACAAGCAGAACAUGAGCGCAUGUUAGAUCAAAUGAACAACAGACGUCGGGAUCCAAUCCCAUUGUAAUAUAUUAAAAACUGUCACAGCACUUUAAUCGUAGCAUGCGGGAUCGUGAA